UUCGAGGGAGCCUGGAGCCCCUCCCUCUCCCCUCCGCGGGCUCUCCCUGCAGGCGUGUUUUCUUUUUUCCUCAGUGCACCAUCUCACUCUCUCUGUCACGCUCCCUUGUGUGACUUGGCCAGCAUUUUGCGUAGCAGCUUCUAGCUGUACACCUAAGUGGUGCCUCAGGAAUGGCAAGGUCUCCGGGAAGGCCUGGGCUGCGAAGGGCAAAGGGUUGAGGGUGGCGGGGGAAUAGGCUUGCAUUGCUUUGCGGGAUUGAAGGUGCUCAGCAGGGAGAGCUGCGACUCCCUGGGAUUUACUGUAUGAUGACGCACUGUGCUGUACUUGGGCACCAUUUCUUGGAGCGAGCGUGGCCGUCAUGGACAAGAUCUUGGAGGCGGUGGUGACGUCGUCCUACCCUGUGAGCGUGAAGCAGGGGCUGGUGCGGCGUGUGCUGGAGGCCGCGCGGCAGCCGCUGGAGCGCGAGCAGUGCCUGGCGCUGCUGGCCCUGGGCGCGCGCCUCUACGUGGGAGGUGCGGACGAGCUGCCACGACGCGUGGGCUGCCAGCUGCUGCACGUGGCUGGCCGCCACCACCCCGAAGUCUUCGCCGAGUUCUUCAGCGCGCGCCGCGUGCUGCGCCUGCUGCAGGGUGGUGCCGGCCCGCCCGGCGUCCGCGCGCUGGCCUGCGUGCAGCUGGGCCUGCAGCUGCUGCCAGAGGGGCCCGCGGCCGACGAGGUGUUCGCGCUGCUGCGGCGCGAGGUGUUGCGCACCGUGUGUGAGCGCCCAGGGCCCGCCGCCUGCGCGCAAGUGGCCCGGCUCCUGGCGCGGCACCCGCGCUGCGUGCCCGACGGCCCACACCGUCUGCUUUUCUGCCAGCAGUUGGUGCGUAGCCUUGGCCGCUUCCGCUGUCCUUCAGAGGGCGAGGAGGGCGCCGUGGAGUUCCUGGAGCAGGCCCAGCAGGUGAGCGGGCUCCUGGCGCAGCUGUGGCGCACGCAGCCUGCUGCCAUCCUGCCCUGUCUCAAGGAGCUCUUCGCAGUCAUCUCCUGCACAGAGGAAGAGCCACCAUCUAGCGCCCUGGCCAGUGUGGUCCAGCACCUCCCAUUGGAGCUCAUGGAUGGCGUGGUCCGGAAUCUCAGCAAUGAUGACAGUGUGACAGACUCCCAGAUGCUGACUGCCAUCAGCAGGAUGAUUGACUGGGUGUCCUGGCCCCUGGGAAAGAACAUUGACAAGUGGAUCAUUGCACUGCUGAAGGGCCUGGCUGCUGUUAAGAAGUUCAGCAUCUUGAUCGAGGUUUCGCUCUCUAAAAUUGAGAAGGUCUUCUCCAAGCUGCUGUACCCCAUCGUCCGGGGAGCUGCCUUGUCUGUUCUCAAGUAUAUGCUGCUGACUUUCCAGCAUUCCCACGAGGCCUUCCACCUGCUCCUCCCUCACAUCCCCCCCAUGGUGACCUCGCUGAUCAAGGAAGACUCUAACUCAGGGGCCAGCUGCCUGGAGCAGCUGGCCGAGCUGGUCCACUGCAUGGUAUUCCGGUUCCCAGGCUUCCCAGAUCUGUACGAGCCUGUCAUGGAGGCCAUCAAGGACCUCCAUGUUCCCAAUGAGGACCGCAUCAAGCAGCUGCUGGGGCAGGAUGCCUGGACCUCACAGAAGAGUGAGCUGGCCGGCUUCUACCCUCGGCUUAUGGCCAAGUCAGACACGGGCAAGAUUGGUUUAAUCAACUUGGGCAACACGUGCUACGUGAACAGCAUCCUGCAGGCUUUGUUCAUGGCUUCUGACUUUCGACACUGUGUGCUCCGUCUGACUGAGAACAACUCACAGCCCUUGAUGACAAAGCUGCAGUGGCUCUUUGCCUUCCUGGAGCACAGCCAGAGGCCUGCCAUCUCCCCCGAGAACUUCCUCUCUGCAUCCUGGACACCCUGGUUCAGCCCCGGCACCCAACAGGACUGUUCAGAGUAUCUGAAGUACCUGCUGGAUCGGCUGCAUGAAGAGGAGAAAACAGGGACAAGGAUCUGCCAAAAGCUCAAGCAGUCCAGCUUGCCCUCUCCCCCUGAGGAGUCCCCCAGCCCGAGUUCAACCUCUGUGGAGAAGAUGUUUGGGGGCAAGAUUGUGACCCGGAUAUGCUGCCUCCACUGCCUCAAUGUCUCAUCCCGUGAGGAGGCCUUCACUGACCUCUCUCUUGCCUUUCCUCCUCCUGAGCGCUGUCGACGCCGCCGCCUAGGCUCCGUGAUGGUCCCUGCCGAGGAUGUCAGAGCUCCAGAGCUCCCCUCUGUCCCCCGAGCCCAGGUUCCCAGCAGGGUGGGUCCUCGGAGGCAAAGGAAACACUGCAUCACGGGGGACACCCCCCCGACCAUGCUGGACAUGGAAGACCAAGGGCCCCUCAGAACUGAGGAGCAGAGUGGGCGAGAGGAGGAAGGGAAGGAGGAGAAGGUGGAGAGGGAGGAGGAAGGGAAGGAGAUGAUGGUGGUAGAGGAGGAAGAAUUGGGAAAGGCAGAGGAAGAGGAAGGGACAGGAGAAAAGAAAGAGGAAGAGGAAGAGCAAGAGGAAGCAGAGGAGAAAGAGGAGAAAGAAAAAGAGGAAGAAGAGAAGGAAAAAGAGAAAGAGGUGCCUGAGAAGGAAGCAGAGAAGGAAGGGGACAGCCUGGGGCCAGGGACGCGCAGGGAUGUUGCCACCCCCUCCACGGAGCAGCUGUGUGGCCCUGAGGGCUCCCGCUCUGUCCUGGACCUGGUCAACUUCUUCCUGUCCCCUGAGAGGCUGACUGCAGAGAAUCGCUACUACUGUGAGUCAUGUGCCUCCCUGCAGGAUGCAGAGAAGGUGGUAGAGCUGAGCCAGGGCCCACGCUACCUCAUCCUCACGCUGCUGCGCUUCUCCUUUGAUCUGCGCACCAUGCGGCGCCGCAAGAUCCUGGAUGACAUCACCAUCCCCCUGCUGCUCCGCCUGCCGCUGGCUGGGGGCCAGGGUCAGGCCUAUGACCUCUGCAGUGUCGUGGUGCACUCUGGUGUGUCCUCGGAGAGUGGCCACUACUACUGCUAUGCCCGCGAGGGCGCCGCCCGCCCGGCACCUUCCCUGGGAACUGCAGACAGGCCAGAGCCUGAAAACCAGUGGUACCUGUUCAAUGACACCCGAGUGUCCUUCUCCUCCUUUGAGUCUGUGAGCAACGUCACCUCCUUCUUCCCCAAAGACACAGCCUAUGUGCUCUUUUACCGCCAGCGGCCUGGGGAGGGUUCCACGACCGAGCCAGGCUCUCCCAGAGUCGGCACAGAGCCCACCCUCCACAAGGACUUGAUGGAAGCCAUUUCCAAAGACAACAUCCUCUACCUGCAGGAGCAGGAGAAGGAGGCGCGGAGCAGGGCGGCCUAUAUCUCCGCACUCCCUGCAUCCCCGCACUGGGGCAGGGGCUUCGAUGAAGACAAAGAUGAGGAUGAAGGCUCUCCGGGGGGCUGUAACCCUGCAGGUGGCAAUGGUGGUGACUUCCACAGACUGGUCUUCUGAUGUGAGCCCUCCCCAGCCUGUUCCCACCCGUGGGGCACCAUGGCCACCGCCCAGGCCUUGGCCCCUUUCUCCUGGGGGCCGGGUGGUGGGGGCCCAGGGCCCAGGUCCCAGGCAGAGCUGCUGUGCUGGGUGGGGUCUGAGGGGCUGUGGAGGCUGGCCCAGGGCUGAAGGAGGCCCUUCAAAGGGCAAGAAAGAUGGAGAGGGUUUCUGGGUCAUCGGUCCUCAGUCUGAAGGGUACACAGACACCUGAAUGUGGAGCUGAGACCCAGGCCCGGCCCCGAGAUCCGUCCCAUUAGGAUUUACACCCAAGUGUCCUGGCUGACUUGGAGAACCUGGCUGGUCAGGCUCUGGGCUUUGGCUCCCAGCCUCCGCAGGCCCAUCCUGGAGCCUGAGCGGGCUCAGGAGCGUCCUGGCCUCGAGUAGCGCAUCCCUCCCCCAGCUCUUGCUUGAUAGGGUAGAAAGCACAGCGGGACUCAGAGGACGUCAGCCUGAGUCAAGAAGGGGCUGUGUGUUGCCUCUGCUGGGCCCCCCCCUCACAUUUCUCCGAGGGCGUUUGGGCCAGGUAUGUGGGUGCCUUUGGGGAGUUUCUAUCGACUCCUUUGAGGCAUGCAGGUGGGAAGCAGUGUGGCAGGGGAUCAGAGAGGAAUCUUACCUGUCUCUCUCACCUGCCUCCCCUUUCCCCAAGUGCUCCCCCCCCCAGCCUGCCUCAGUGCCUGAAGUGCCACUGUCUGCAUCCCUCUUCUGGUAAAGAUAGAAAGUCUUUAUUUUAUUGCAAAGACAUUUGUUCAUCAGGAAGCCAUCGUCUGUCUGAGGAAGCUGGCUGGCUCGGUUCCUCUGACCUAUUGGCCCUGAGAAGGGU
This is a messenger RNA of Heterocephalus glaber (naked mole-rat), 4322 nucleotides long. It is a transcript of the gene Usp35, whose product is annotated as ubiquitin specific peptidase 35. Gene Ontology annotation, biological process: protein deubiquitination. Gene Ontology annotation, molecular function: cysteine-type deubiquitinase activity. Lineage: Eukaryota; Metazoa; Chordata; Mammalia; Rodentia; Bathyergidae. The record is from RefSeq and is a predicted model, not a curated record. Gene Ontology annotation, cellular component: cytosol; nucleus.